This is a messenger RNA of Drosophila suzukii, 1356 nucleotides long. RefSeq names its product Prothoracicotropic hormone (gene Ptth). Lineage: Eukaryota; Metazoa; Arthropoda; Insecta; Diptera; Drosophilidae. Gene Ontology annotation, molecular function: cytokine activity; prothoracicotrophic hormone activity. Gene Ontology annotation, cellular component: extracellular region. The record is from RefSeq and is a predicted model, not a curated record.
AGGAAAAAUAUUAGCUUAACUAUACAAGCUAAGAUAGAAAAACAAAGAUUUUAUAUUACAAAUACAUUUUUAGAAUAUUAGCUAAUGCCAAUUGCUUAAAACCCCAGCAAUCGGAAAUCCGAAAACAAAGUGGCUUCCUCCACAGAGGGAAAUUCCGGACAAUGAAAAUCCAAUCGGAAAUUCAUCCUCUCACUGAAAAGUAUGCUGCAGCAAAAGUUUUCGGAGCUGUUUCGGAACCCAAAAAUCCAAAAACCCACCCUGGUCAACGUCAUCGAUGGUGGGGGAAGGGGAUCAGAUUGCCCUUUGCCUGUGUACAGUGUACACAUGUCUGGGUCAGUGGGCUUCCUUUGGCCACUCCCGCCCCCAAAAGUUCUCCACCUCUGCCGGCACUUGAGGCCUUAAAGCCAUUUCCCUAUUGAAAGCAGCAAAAAAGUAUAAAUAGCCAAGGGACUCAACCCCAUCAGCCGGCCACUUGAGCUUGGCGUGGUAUGCCAUUGUUGUGAUGUCAACCGUUGAGUCCAUUGUUCCAUCCUGUCCAGGUGACGAGCCGUAAUGGAUGCUGCUGCUCUCAUCUCUGUCACAAAAGGUAAUCCGAGAGGCGGCUUUUGUCCUAGAUGAGUAUAAAAGUGCGGGGACUCCUUGGCCAGGGCCGCAAAAGGAGUUCAGCGCUGGACAGGCACAGAUCGAGCAAAAUGCCGUGGUUGCCCAUUUCCAUAACGGCGCUGGUGCUGCUUAACCUGACAAAUACAGGGGACGCCAGUCUGUACUCCAGUGAUGGAGGCUUCGAUGAAAUGCUGGGUCUCAGGAGUUGCGAGCCCCAAUGUCCGGAACAGCAUGGGGAGGAGCAGCAGUCCGAUCGCAGUACAUCAAAGAUGCUAAGUGCCCUUUUCGGAUUCGGUCCGAGUACUCCACAUCCCACGGAGAUUGCAAUGGCGAUGCCCCACCAGCUGCCGCCCAUGUACUACAACGAUUUCUAUGAGGACCUGCUGACCACCAAACGCAACGAUGUCCACUCCGCAGGCUGCGAUUGCAAAGUUACGAACGAGCUGGUGGAUCUGGGCAGCAUGCACUAUCCGCGCUACCUGAUGAACGCCGUUUGUGAAUCAGGCUCCGGACGGAAUCUGGCCAAGUGCUCCCACGGAUCCAACUGCCGUCCUCUGGAGUACAAGGUGAAGGUUCUCACACAGGGCACAGGGCAGACAGAUCCAGCCUACUCCUGGAUGAACAAGGAUCAACCGUGGCAGUUCAGAACCGUAACCGUAACUGCCGGCUGCUUCUGCGCCAAGUGAUUGAAAGGAUGUGGAGAACUGUCAAUAUGUGAAUGUGGAAUAUCUGUAUAUUAAAGCGCCAAAAAGA